AGACCAGAUUCGGGGUGUCCACUGCUCCUAGGCUUGCCCGCCAUCUUGGACCUGAAGUGGUUUAAAACGGGGUUCAACAGGAAAGGGGACAUAAAAAGAGAUAUUUUCGCACUAGUGUUGAUAUUUUCAUCUUUGGCUGAUGACCAAGAUACAUGAGUCAUGACAGGGCCGCUAUUUGCUGACAUCGAUGUCCAUAAGAGCGGUAAAUCUACGAAGAGGAAAUAGGAUUGUGCGGACUGAGGAUUUUACCCCAGCUGAAGAAGUUGUUUGUUUAUGUUUUUUAAUCCGGACAUGGACUCUUCGAACCCAGACAUACCAGAUGACUCUCUGAGUUUGGGAGCGGUUAGGGCCCAGUCAAGCAGCGGUGCUGUUGUGCCAAAAGGGUCCAAUAAGAGACGAGCCGCGCCAGACUUUGAUGAUGACGAUGAUGGAAGCAAGCUCUUCAGAUGUGAUGAAGAUGGAGGAGGAGACAAAGAGCGAUUUGCCAGGGAGAACCACAGUGAAAUUGAGCGUCGACGGAGGAACAAGAUGACGGCCUACAUCACAGAGCUGUCGGACAUGGUGCCCACCUGCAGCGCGUUGGCACGGAAACCAGACAAGCUGACCAUCCUGCGCAUGGCCGUGUCCCACAUGAAGUCUCUGAGAGGGAGCGGCAAUACCGCGGCAGAUGGGACAUACAAACCAUCCUUCCUCACAGACCAGGAGCUGAAGCAUCUGAUCCUGGAGGCUGCUGAUGGCUUCCUGUUUGUGGUGUCUUGUGAGAGCGGCCGAGUCGUUUACGUGUCUGAUUCUUUGACCCCGGUUCUUAACCAAUCACAGUCCGACUGGCUAGGCUCCUCCCUGUACGACCAGCUACACCCGGACGAUGGAGAGAAACUACGAGAGCAGCUCUCCAGUGCAGAGAGUAAUAAUACAGGGAGGAUGUUAGACCUGAAGACUGGAACUGUGAAAAAAGAGGGACAGCAGUCCUCUGUCAGAAUGUGUAUGGGGGCCAGGCGAUCCUUUAUCUGUAGAAUGAGGUGUGGUUCGUGUCCAGUGGAACCCAUGUCGAUGAACAGACUGAAUUUCCUGAGAAGUCGAAACAGGAGCGGUCUGGGCCCAGCCAAGGAUGGAGAGCCUCAGUAUGUGGUGGUUCACUGCACUGGAUACAUCAAGUCCUGGCCUCCCACAGGAGUGACUCUAACGGACGAAGAAACCGACAACACUCAGGGGAGUCGCUACUGUCUAGUGGCUAUCGGGAGACUGCAGGUGACCAGUUGCCCCAGCGACACAGACAUAAGCAGCCUUAGUGUUCCGGUGGAGUUCAUCUCGCGUCAUAACAGCCUGGGUGUCUUCACGUUUGUGGACCAUCGCUGUAUGGCCACCGUGGGCUACCAGCCUCAGGAACUGUUGGGGAAGAAUAUAUUGGAGCUGGCCCACCCUGAAGAUCAGGGUCUACUCGGAGACAGCUUCCAGCAGGUGAUCAAGCUGAAGGGCCAGGUGCUGUCUGUCAUGUUCCGAUUCCGCUCCAAAAGCAGAGAGUGGAUUUGGAUGAGGACCAGCUCCUUCACCUUCCAGAACCCCUUCUCUGAGGAGAUAGAGUACAUCAUCUGUACUAAUGCCAAUGUCAAAAGUUCGACUCAGGACCCCCUCACCCCACUCUCAUCCCCGGGGGUGUCUUUGCCUCCCUCACUGGGGGGGAGUAGUCCUAUCUGCACCCCUGUGGCCCCUAGUCCAGGGCAGGUGGCUGCCAGGCAGUUACAGCAACAGCAAGCCGAGCUGGAGGGAGGAGGGAGAGAUGGUCUGUACGAGGCAGGUCCAGUUCCACUUCCGCAGAGACCCGCCCAGGCGGUGAGCGCUGCCGGACCCGACCACAGUAAGACCAUGGAAAAACCAGAGCUGUACCCCUCCCUGUACCCCAGCCCAGCCCAGGCCAAGGUCCUGCCCUCCACCUCCGCCCCCGGAGCACCCCUCUACCCUCAGGGCAACAACACCUACACCGCUCCCAACUGCUCCGGCGAGGGAUACGGGAGAUCAGUAGGUAUGGCCCCUCAGAUGCUGCAGACGUCACACUCGGCAGGUCAGAUGCUGGCUCAGAUGUCUCGCCAGAACAGUGUCCCCCCUUCAGCCGCGCCCCCCACCAACAGCAGCCCCCUACAGGCCGGGGCAGCAGCAGUUGGCUGGCCAGGGGCUGCGGUGGGGACUAGACCACCGUUCAACAACCAGCAGGUGGUGCCCCAGGCAGGAAAGACCCUCUCACCGCAGUUUGCCAUGGGCGGUUUUGGAGGAAGCUCAUCCAACUCAUAUGGGGCGAUGCCCACCACCAAUGCCCCCACCCCCACCACUGGGGCUAACUACCCUAACAUCAACCCCCGCCCCAGCCUCAACACUAACGGAUAUGAUGGCGCUCAGUCAGGGCAGCAGUUCCCCUCCAGGGCAGCAGAGGCAGUGUGGCCCCAGUGGCAGGGCCAGAACAAUGCAGAGCCACACCCCCACGCACAGAACAACCAAUCAGAGAUCUUCCCUGAUGUUCUCUCCAUGCUUGAGCAGCCAGCCAACUUCAACAACGAUGACUUUGAGAUUCCCAUAUACCCCCCUUUCAACGAAUGACCCCUUCCCACUGCACCUCUUCAUUCUCCCCUCAAUCCUUCUCAUUUGCGUUCUUUUGCUUAAUUAUCUUGGUCUUCCCUUUUCUGAUCCAAAGAGAGUGUGUUUA
Messenger RNA from Esox lucius (northern pike), 2695 nucleotides. RefSeq names its product aryl hydrocarbon receptor nuclear translocator (gene arnt). Gene Ontology annotation, molecular function: RNA polymerase II cis-regulatory region sequence-specific DNA binding; protein dimerization activity; DNA-binding transcription factor activity, RNA polymerase II-specific. Bases 274 to 2589 code for a protein of 771 amino acids. Gene Ontology annotation, cellular component: nucleus; cytoplasm; transcription regulator complex. The transcript is spliced from 19 exons. NCBI's taxonomy places the organism in Eukaryota, Metazoa, Chordata, Actinopteri, Esociformes, Esocidae. The record is from RefSeq and is a predicted model, not a curated record. Gene Ontology annotation, biological process: regulation of transcription by RNA polymerase II.